UAACAACGCAAGGGAGAAGCUGGUGAAAGAGGGAAGAGCUAUGAAAAAGCGAGGGAGAAGGUGAAAUCUCAGCAGCACAGAGAAGAGGCCAAACAAGCAGGAGCGGAAGGAUGAUCGGAGGUAAAAGCGCUGAUCAGUGAGGUCUCCAGAGAGGGAGAGGAGAAGAAGGAGAUGAGCAGCGAGAGGGGGGUAAGCAGCCAGCACACACAACAUCCAUCAGCUCAGGCAGCCAUGCUCUGAGCCCUGGAGCAGCAGGGCUACGCAGACACUGCACGGGCCCCACAUCAGGCCUAUAGCUCAGCUCUCCAUCCCGGCCAGCAACACCGGGGCAGGGACAAAACAAGAUUCCCUUCACAACACCUGUGCAUAAAAGCCAUGAGGACAGCCAGGAAGGGCAGUGUAGAGAUGCCUGCGUUUGUGCGCCAGCUGGUGAAAGAAACAGAAAAGAGGGUCAGCUCUUUCUUCAAAGGGGGCCGUGGAGGAACAGCAGAAGGAGAGCAGCAAGGGGAGGGGGAGAAGGAGGAGGUCAUCCCCAGUCCCUACUUAGACAGGCCAGUCCUGGACAAGCUCACAGAGGAGGGCUGCGCCCGCUGGGGCCUCACCUAUGCCCUAGGUAGUAUGCAGGGCUGGAGGGCCAACAUGGAGGACUUCCACAACUGUGUGCCACAGCUGGGUGGAGAGCUAGCUGACUGGAGCUUCUUUGCAGUGUUCGAUGGCCAUGCAGGCAGCACGGUGGCUCAGUACUGCUCCCAACACCUUCUGGGUCACAUCCUGGCUACGGAUGGAAUAGGACCAGAAGAUGACCCACCAAAAGUGAAAGGGGCCAUUGAAGAGGGCUUCCUCCAGACAGACAAGCACCUGCACUCUGUGGCCCGUCGAGAGGGCUGGGAGAGGGGCGGCACCACUGUGGUGGCCACUCUCAUUUCGCCAUAUUACAUCUACUUUGCCAACUGCGGUGACUCAAGGGCCAUGCUGUGCCGGUCUGGGCAGGUCUGCUUCUCCACUGAGGACCACAAACCUUACAGCCCUCUGGAGAAAGAACGUAUUGAGAGCGCGGGUGGCUCCGUGUCCUUCCAACGAAUCAACGGCUCCUUGGCAGUGUCACGCGCUCUGGGAGACUUCGGCUACAAGGGGGCAGAGAACCGGACCCCGAGCCAGCAGAUGGUUUCACCUGAGCCAGAAGUGUGUGUGGUGGAGCGCUCGCCGGCAGAUGAAUUCCUGGUGCUCGCCUGUGAUGGCGUGUGGGACACCAUCAGCAACGAGGAGCUGUGCGCCUUCAUCCACAACCGGCUGCGUGUCUGCACCGACCUGAGGGACGUCUGCACUCAGGUCAUUGACCUCUGCCUCUAUAAGGGCAGCUUGGACAACAUCAGCAUCAUCCUGCUGUGCUUCCCUGGAGCCCCCCAGCUGUCAACAGAGGCAUUACACCAGGAAGCUGAGCUGGAGGACCUGCUGGAGUCCAAGGUGGCAGAGAUUUAUGAUGAGCUGUGUGCCAGAGGGGAAGAGCCUGAGCUGCUGUCCGUCCUCACAGUUCUUGCAUCCACUGUCAUCCCUGGAUUACCACCAGGUGGAGGCAUACAGAGCAAGAGGAACUGCAUUAUCUCUGCUUACUAUCAACAACGUGAUGCGCACAAGCCCAUGAUACCAAAUGUGAGUGACAGUUACAAUUAGGUCCAUACGUGUUUCUUCAGCUUUAAUUAAAGAGGCUUUACAACAGGAUUUACAAUAAUGUGCAAACCACUGGUUACAGUCAAAAACAAGAAUGCAAGAUUAGACAUUGCCCGAAAAACACGAUGCGAAAAAAAAAUAUCUUUGGAAAGAUGAAAUCAAGAGAAACGUGUUAUGGCAUGGGCCUGUAAUAGAAGCAGCAGGAUGAACUAUGAGUGUACAAAGCUGUACUCUCAGCUCAGGUUCAGCCAAAUGCUGCAAAACUGAUCAGGCAGCACUUCACAGUGCAAAAAGAUAAGGACCUAAAGCAUUGUGCAAAGGCAACCCAAGAGUUUCCUAAAGCACAGAAAAGGAAUCUUUUUCAAUGGCCAAUUCAGUCAACUGAUCUCACUGGGACAGAGCAUGCUUUACUGAAGUGACUGAAGACAAUAGUGAUGGCAGAAAGACCCACAGUCAAGCUGCAAGUGAAGGCAACUGCAGUUUGGAAGAGCAUCUCAAGGGAGGAAACAGCAUCUAAUGGUGUCAGGGGCCUCUCUGUCUGCAACCAGGCAAAGGAUUUUUACCUCAGUCAUAAAAACAAUCUUUAUAUGCACAUUUAUGGUAAAACCAUGUCUGCACAGUCAAUGCAAACUUUUUUGAUAAACCCCUUGAAUUAAAGCUGAAAGGCUGCACUGCAAUUAUAUCUUGAUUGGUUGAUGUAAAUAUCCACUGUCAUGAUGUAGAAAGGCAAAAAAAAACAACUAAUGGACCUAACAAUAUAAGUAAAAAGACAUGUUCAGGGUCUGGGAGGCUCUUGAGAAGGCCAAGGGAUUUAGAUUUUGUCUCCAAAGUUCCUCAAAGGAAAGGGACUGUAAUAAAUGUGAAUAUUAAACCUGUUUUUUUUUUUUCAUGUGUGCAGUUUCACAACAAGACAAUGGUGUUUGUUAGCGAGCACCAUCUUGUCAUGACAAAAAAAAAAAUGCAAAAACAGAUCUAGUAAAGCCUGAUACUUUAUAUUUAUACAAGAAAGAUAUUUUGUAAAAAUGACUCAGAGACACUGACCCAGCAACCAAACCUCAACCUCAAUAAAAAGAAAGUGCAGAUGACAAAUUGAACUGAAUAACAACCAACUGUGACAUAGUUUGUUUUCAUUGGAUAAAAUAAGAAAGAUUAGUACAUGCAGGGUUGCAUUUUGAAAAUGAUGAUUUAAGACUAUACAUAUAUGUGUGUGUGUGUGUGUGUGCGUGCAUGUGCGUGUGUGCAUGUGUGUGUGCGCGUGUGUGUGUAUUAAAGAAUGAACAGGUUUACCUUUCCUCUUCAGGAAACAUUGUCACCAUUAAAUAAAACCUAGCAUGCAGCUAACAUGUGUCCAUUUGUUGUGACAGGAAAUGCUAGUAGUUCAUGAGACAGCUCGUGGGGAUGCACACAAUCUUUUUCCCUCGUUGCUGUAAGUGAAAGGCAAAUAAACUCAUUAGAUAUCUGACUCUACUCACAAUUCAUGUCACGGGAUCUAAAAACGUUUUGACAAAGUGUUUUACAUUUUCAAAAACAAGAACAAAAUAUGUCAAAUUUGAAAUACUUACAAAUGGAACUAAAAGUCUCCCCCCUAAAAUGUGUCCCGCUGUGAUUACUGUCUAAAUUUACAUGAAUACGUUCAGCAUGUACACAAUUUGCAAUUCUUUCUAAACAUAUAUUAUUUCUAAACACAUUCAAAGGUAAAGUUUACAUGAAAUGGGAUUUUCUCCAUGAACUGAUGCCUUAUUCCCCUUUUUUUUACAGCUGACAAAACAAACAGCACUAGAGUGGGUCAGUUUCUGGAUGAGUUAUUUUACUGCUUACUGCAUUGUAACAUUACGUCAGCGAGUCAUUUUCUGUGUUACGUUAAGGAAAUUACAUUAAGUGUCACUAUUGUUUUAAAUCUAAAUAAAGAAUAUUUGUCUGAUGA
Neolamprologus brichardi is the source of this 3592-nucleotide messenger RNA. RefSeq names its product protein phosphatase, Mg2+/Mn2+ dependent, 1Nb (putative) (gene ppm1nb). The record is from RefSeq and is a predicted model, not a curated record. Gene Ontology annotation, biological process: protein dephosphorylation. NCBI's taxonomy places the organism in Eukaryota, Metazoa, Chordata, Actinopteri, Cichliformes, Cichlidae. Gene Ontology annotation, molecular function: magnesium ion binding; protein serine/threonine phosphatase activity; manganese ion binding.